UUAUGAAGUUUCCCUUGUAAUUAAUUCUUCGUUUUUCUCUUGCUGCCUUUCAAAUCCUCUCCUUAUCUUUAACUUUUGCCAUUUUUAUUAUAAUAUGUCUUGGUGCAGGUCUGUUUGUGUUCAAUUUAUUUGGGGCCUUCUGUGCUUCCUGUAUCUGGAUAUCUGUUUCCUUCUUUAGAUUGUACAGUUUUUAGCCAUAAUUUCUUCAAGUAUAUUUUCAAUCCCCUUUCCUUUUCUUCUCCUUCUGCAAUCCCUAUUAUGCAUGGAUUGGCACAGUUUAUAUAACCCCUAGGCCUCUUAUAUUGCUUUCAGUUUUUUUUUCAUUUGGCUUUCUGUCUGCUGUCCUGAUUGGGUGACUUCCAUUAUUCUAUCUUCCAAGUCAAUUAUUAAUUCCUCUGCAUUAUUUAUUCUGCUGUCUAAUGAAUGUCUCAGCUUUUGUCUCAGCAAAUGAAUUUCCUAAUUCUUCCUGGCUCCUCCUUAUAGUUUCUAGUUCCUCUUUAUAGUAAUCUGCAUUAAAGUUGAUAUCUGUUAUAAUUCCUUCAGUAUUUUCAUUACCUUCCUUUUGAACUUUGUGUCUCUUAGACUGCAGAGGUCUUUUUCAUUGUUUGCUCCUUCAGUGGAAAUCUCCUGUUCUUUUAACUGGGAAUGGUUCCUAUGCUUCUUCAUUUUACUUAAUUUUUCUUACCCUGUGAGUUUAGGCAAAACAAUUAUAUACUAUAGUCUUGAGGGCUAUUUAUAUUUGAGAGACUACCUGGAAGCUUGUGAGAGCUGACUAGUUUUUGGCUUGAGGGUUGCUUUUGGUUUGGAUACUUGCUGUCUCUGUACUUGGUAUGUGUAGGCCAUUACCCCUUUGAUAGGGUGUGUGAAAGCAUAUGGCCUACACAAACUUCCAGGGAGGUGGAAGCAAUGGGUGGUGCCUGCAGGUGGCACCUGGUGGCCAAGUCCUUGGUAGUGGUGGGGUCCCACAGGGAGGUGGGGGUGGCAUGCUGCUACUGACUGCAGGGCCUUCAGCAGUGGCAGUGACCCUCAGGAGAUGGGGGUGGCUCCCAGAGCCCUUAGCAGUGGCAACAAUGGAGAGUGUUCAUUCUUAGGGAGAUGAAGGCAAUAAGUGAUGCCUGGUUGCAGGUCCCUCUGCAGCAGCAACCCCUGAGCUAACUGGGGCUAUAGGCAGUGCCUGGUCAUGGAACCCUCAGUGGUGUCAGGCUAUGCCCAUCUCAGGAACCCGAGCUGGCUGUGGCAGUUUGCACCUGCCCCCAUAGCCCAUGCAAGAGGUGUCCAGACACCAAGAGCCCCAUGUGCACAGGGGAAGAAUAUCCUAUGGUGGUCCACCCCCCUUGUCUCUCACUCCCAAACAGUGGGAUGCCUUGCUUCUCUGGCAGGCCUAGGCCCCAUCCCUCAUUCCCUCAGCUUGGUGCAUGGUUUCCUGUUCCCCUCAGUCUGUUUCUGCACAGCCAACCCUAGUCCUCUUCCUGGAACUGACCUCCAAAUCCCAGCCCCUGAACAAGUGCCUCAGGCUGUGGUGUGUGAGGUGGUGGUAUGGAAAGUCUGUGCAGAUCUCUGCUUUGCCCUCCCAAUACUGGCUGCUGCAGUUUUCUCUGAGGCUUUGAGGCUCCACCUCCAUCAGCUGUCAGAAGAAAACAGAUGUACGUCUUCGAAUGCAGUGUCCUGCACCAAGUGCCUUGCACUGGGUCCAGAAUGUGGAUGGUGUGCUCAAGAGGAUUUCAUUUCAGGUGGAUCAAGGAAUGAACGCUGUGAUAUUGUUUCCAAUUUAAUAAACAAAGGCUGCUCAGUUAAUUUGAUAGAAUACCCAUCUGUGCAUGUAAUACCAAGUGAAAAUGAAAAGAAUACCCAGGUGACACCGGGAGAAGUGCUGAUCCAACUGCGUGAAGGUGCUAAAGCCAAUUUUAUGCUGAAAAUCCAUCCUCUGAAGAAAUAUCCUGUGGAUCUUUAUUAUCUGGUUGAUGUCUCAGCAUCAAUGCAUAAUAACAUUGAAAAAUUAAAUACAGUUGGAAAUGAUUUAUCUAGAAAAAUGGCAUUUUUCUCCCGUGACUUCCGCCUUGGAUUUGGCUCAUAUGUUGAUAAAACAGUUUCACCAUAUAUUAGUAUCCAUCCAGAAAGAAUUCAUAAUCAAUGCAGUGACUACAACUUGGACUGUAUGCCUCCCCACGGCUAUAUUCAUGUGCUGUCUUUGACGGAGAAUAUCACUGAGUUUGAAAAAGCAGUUCACAGACAGAAGAUUUCUGGAAAUAUAGAUACACCUGAAGGAGGUUUUGAUGCUAUGCUUCAGGCAGCUGUCUGUGAGAGUCAUAUUGGAUGGCGAAAAGAAGCUAAAAGACUGCUGCUGGUGAUGACAGAUCAGACAUCUCAUCUUGCUCUUGACAGCAAAUUGGCUGGCAUAGUGGUGCCAAAUGACGGAAACUGCCAUCUGAAAAACAACGUCUACAUCAGAUCAACAAGCAUGGAACAUCCCUCCCUAGGCCAACUUUCAGAAAAAUUAAUAGACAACAACAUUAAUGUCAUCUUUGCUGUUCAAGGAAAACAGUUUCAUUGGUAUAAGGAUCUUCUACCCCUCCUGCCUGGCACCAUUGCUGGUGAAAUAGAAUCAAAGGCUGCAAACCUCAAUAAUUUGGUAGUAGAAGCCUAUCAGAAACUAAUUUCAGAAGUGAAAGUUCAGGUGGAAAACCAGGUAAAAGGCAUCUAUUUUAAUAUUACUGCCAUCUGUCCAGAUGGGACCAGGAAGCCAGGCACAGACGGAUGCAGAAAUGUGACAAGCAAUGACGAAGUUCUUUUCAAUGUAACAGUUACAAUGGAAAAAUGUGAUGUCACGGGAGGAAAAAGCUAUGCAAUAAUCAAACCUAUUGGUUUCAAUGAAACCACUAAAAUUCAUAUACACAGAAACUGCAGCUGUCAAUGUGAUGACAGCAGAGAACUUAAAAGAAAGUGUGUAGAAGAAACUUUUCUGGAUGCCAAGUGUUCCCAGUGUGAUGAGAAUAAAUGUCAUUUUGAUGAAGAUCAAUUUCCUUCUGAAAGUUGCAAGUCACACAAGGAUCAACCUGUUUGCAGUGGUAGAGGAGUUUGUAUUUGUGGGAAAUGUUUAUGUCACAAAAUUAAGCUUGGAAAAGUGUAUGGAAAAUACUGUGAAAAGGAUGACUUUUCUUGUCCAUAUCACCAUGGAAAUCUGUGUGCUGGGCAUGGAGAGUGUGAAGCAGGCAAAUGCCAGUGCUUCAGGGGCUGGGAAGGGGAUCGGUGCCAGUGCCCAUCAGCAUCGACCCAGCACUGCGUCAAUCCAAAGGGCCAAGUGUGUAGUGGAAGAGGCACAUGUGUAUGUGGCAGGUGUGAAUGCACCGAUCCCAGAAGCAUUGGCCGUUUCUGUGAACAUUGUCCCACAUGUCACACAGCCUGCAAUGAAAACUGGAAUUGUGUGCAAUGCCUUCACCCUCACAAUCUGUCUCAAGCUAUACUUGAUCAGUGUAAAACCUCAUGUGCUCUCAAGGAACAGCAUUAUGCGGACCAAAUGUCAGAAUGUUUCUCUAGCCCGAGCUAUUUGAGAAUAUUUUUCAUCAUCUUCAUAGUUACAUUCUUGAUUGGGUUGCUUAAAGUCCUUAUCAUUAGACAGGUUAUACUACAAUGGAAUAGUAAUAAAAUUAAGUCCUCGGCAGAUUACAGGGUAUCAGCCUCAAAAAAGGACAAGUCAAUUCUACAAAGUGUUUGCACAAGAGCGGUCACCUACCGACGUGAGAAACCUGAAGAAAUAAAAAUGGAUAUUAGCAAAUUAAAUGCUCAUGAAACUUUCAGGUGCAACUUUUAAAAAGAUAAAAAAAAUGUACUUUAUGGGAAACUGGAUUUUUAAUAAUUGCUCCUACAAAUUUUUUGAGAAGUCACAGAGGAGACAAAUUUUCCAGAUCAUGCCAGUUGCUAGUAUUUCACUCGAUUGAAGACUGACAAGCAUCCUCAUCAUCAUGUGACUCACACUGCUGCUGAAUUUUUCAGAGAAAAAUGUGUCUUACUACUGUUUGAUACUAGUGUCAUUGUAGCACUUUACUGUAAUAUAUAACUUAUUUAGAUCAGCAUAGAAUGUAGAUCAUCUGAAGAGCACUGAUUACACUUUACAGGUACCUGCCAUUCCUACACUUCUCAGAGGGACAAUGCUGUGAGAUAGUUUUGGCAUUGUGUCACUACAAGGGUACAGUAAUCCCUGCACCAAAUAUGCAGAUGGAAAAAAUAAUAAGGCAGUCAUACUAAUGUUGCCAAAUACUUCAACAAUUGGCAAUGAAUAAAUAAGAACAGCUAGAUGAAUAAAUGGUUAGUUUUUACUCAUUCAAGAGGAACAGAUAAUACCUUAAUCUUGAGGGAUACUGCUUUUCAAAGUGUAGUUUUAUGCAUGUGUGUUUGUUUCCUUCUUUUUAUAAGAUGGAUACUAAUUCCAACGUUCUUUCCUCUUUGCCUUUAUAUUUUGGUUUUCUUUCUUAUAAGAUAGGUUUAUAUAUGUCACAGAUGACUGGAUUAAAUAAGUGCUAAGUUACUACUGCCAUAAAAACCUAAUAAUACAAUGUCACUUUAUCAGAAUACUGAUUUUAAAAGCUGAAUGUUCAAUAAGGGAAACAGUCAACUAACAUCAAAAUCUGAAUAAUUUUGUUGCUUGCAUGUGUGGAGUUUUACAUCUUCUUACCUUGUAAACUGGAUGGUUUUCAUCAUUUCCUGUAUCUAAACAUCAGGUUGAAAUUCCCAAGAUAUUAAGAAACUCUGCCUAAAGCAAGUGCCACACUUUCAAAUGUGUUUUCUCCAAUAUUUACUCAAAGUAGAGAAUAGCAUUUUUCAAAUUAAAAGCAAUAUUAAGCUAUAUUAUUUUUGCCCUUUGAUGCAGUAUAAAAACAUUCUUUUCCUGAAUCACCACAAUUCCACCCACCAGAAUUCUAAAAGUGUACAAUUGGAGGCAGCUAGACAAUAUUUUAGAAAUAAGCUAAUUCACCCUGUCAGUCAGUCAGGGAAUAGAGGCUCAGAAAGUUUAAAUGAUUUGUUAAAAACCCCCAAGUGACUAAGUGACAGGAAAGAGAACUAUUUUCUUAUCAUCAGGCCAGUGUUCGACUACCUCUUGAAUCUUUAAACUUUUCAAUUGGCAAGUAUUUUAAAAUGUGAUUUACUGAAGUUUUAAGUAUAUGGCCAUGAGAAAAUUUCAAGGCAAAGCAGAAAAAAGUAAUUCAAAGAAAAUUGUCCAUGGUUGCUUCUAGUUUUUCUGCUAAUUAGCUUCUAAGAGACUUCAUCAUGGCCUAACUAGAGGGAAGUCCAUUCACACCAUAAUCUGUGUGAAUGGCGCCCCCUGGAGUUGUGAAGUGCUCAGUGCUCAGCCUGAAAGCUUGAUAUAGAGGCCAUGAACUUUCAUCUUCCCCAAUGGGAACUUCAUUACAAUUACCAUAUCCUGCAGACUUAUUCAGCCUGAUUUUAUUGGCUAAAAGUCCAACAGUCCUGUGUGCAGUACGGAUCUUUGCCUAUGACAACAAAGGAAUUUAUUUAAAAUGUUUUCUUAGAACUAACUUCCCAGAUUUUCUGUCUUCCAGGACUUGAGUUAAUCAAAGUGCCAGGUAUUUGCAUUUAGACAAAAACUAAAUCCCACUGCAUAUUCUACACUAAAGAGGAUUUAAAAACAUAUGAUAAGUUGUUCUGGAGCCAACAAACACGGUAAUUCCAUCCACUGUCCCCUGCAGCCAAGCACUUACGAUGCCAGGUUGGACUGGAGUUCCUUCCCCAAAUGAGAGAUUAGGGGCAUUGACAUAAUUCAGUACUGUGACUCACUUAUGUAAAAAUACCUUUGAUCACAAAGGAUAAUGUAAAAAUUGUAUUUAGCUUUCUAUUUGUCACAUGUAGCAUCCUUUUUAGAAGAGAAAAUAAAUGGAUACCUGACAACCCCCAAAAAGGAAAAAGUGGAAAAUAUCCAUUGAAAUGCUGAAAAUUUUAAAAAUGAACAUUACAAUGUUCAUAAGCUAAUUUCCAUGCGGGAUGAAUUUUCCAAAAUCACAUAAUAAAACAGAACUUUAAAGGGAUAUAUAUUUUCACUCUAUCAUUAGUCUGCACUAAUUUAUAAUGGAUAAAGUUUCUUACCACAGGAAGGGACAAAUUUCCUGGUAGGCAGAUCAAUGCUAGAUGAUGACUGUAGUUAUGUUUGUGAUGUCUUGUGUUUUCUAUCUUUACUUAAAGAUCUAAUUCUUAAAGAUUUUAGAGUUUAUAUUUACUUGAAUAAUUGAUAUUUUCCUUGUGAAAAGAGAAUUUAUAUAUGAAUAGUUAGAAUUAAUUAAAAGUUAAAGGAAAACAGGGUAGUCUUAGAUUAAGUAAUUUAUGUAAAUAAAGCCUAUUUUUAACUAAUAUGACCACAAGAGCCAUUUGAGAUUCACUGAUAUUAAACACAAGUAAUGAAAUUUUAAAUGGUCAACAAAGUUAUUAAGAACUUGAACAACACUUUCGGUACGACAGCAUUUCUGUGCUCUAAAGUAUGUCAUGAUUUAGAAAUGUGGCAUACAAACACUACAACAUAACUGUAUGCAUUUUACUUCUCUGGGGAUAUCUUUACACUGCAGUGUACAUGGAUUUAUAAGCACUUGAUAUAUUUUUUGGAAAUUCAUUAAUAUUUAUGAAGUUACAGACAUUCUCUGAAAGACUCAAAAAUUUACUAAAACUCUGAUUAUGCCCUAAAUGUUCAAUUUACCUUUGGUUAAACAGAAGAUAUUUCUCUGGAGGCAAAUUUUUCAAAACUUAAAAAUUAGUGGAUGCAUCAGAUACAACAAUUCACUAAAGAAUAAAUUCCAAAUAUUUUAAACAUAUACUUAAUCUCCAUUGAAGAUAUCCUUAUGUAUGACAGCAGGCAUCCAUAAAAUGAUAAAAUAUGAUUAUGAUAUACUGAUAAAUUUUUCCCCAUAGAAUUAUAUUCCUCUCGUAUCUGGUAUAGUAAGUUUGACUCAAUGACUAUUCCUUCCUUUCCUUACUCCUGCUAUUUUUUCCACUCACUUUUCCUAAGAGAUUGCCCCAAACUUCAAGCUCAAUAGACCUAAUUGUGAAAAAUAACUGGAUGAAAUGGUAUAAUAAAGUUCUUCAUUUCCAGACAUCUCAAUGAUUUAAAAAUUUAUUUGAAUCUAUGAUCCUGAACAAAGACCCAUUAAAAACUAAGAAUGUUAAGUUUUCAUAACUAUUCAAGCUUUUUUCAAUUUUAAAGAGUUGAGGUCUAUAUAUUUUAAUAAAAGUAUCAAGUGAAGUACUGCUACUUGGGAGUUCAGUAAUCUGCAUAUUAUAUUUUUUUUACUCUUAACAUUUAAUUUACAACUAUCCUUACUUAUAUUGACCUUAAGAACUCCAUUUCAUGCAAUGCAAACUGAGAUACAUUUUCAAAGAAAUAUAGAACUAGCAUUCUUUCAAGUCAUUCUCUUUUCUCUAAUAAUUCCUCAAUGGCAAAUUUAUUAUGGGUAACUGACUAUACAUGUUCAUAUUUCAUUGAUUCUAAGACAUUCACUUUUUAAAUUUAACACCUCUAAAACUGUGAUGUAUCUUCUUAGAUGCAGUGUUUAAAGUUGUGCUUAAAUAAAUAUUACACUAAUUUAUUUUCAACUAAAUGUUCAUGGGUAUAGGGACAUUCAUUUUCAUAUAAGUAUUUAAGAAUACACUCAUGAUAACAUGUGAAGUGAGUUUUCAGUACAUCUGAAUGACAUACAACUAACUUGACAUGGAGCCUAUUUGUCCAAUUAUGACCUCAGAUCCUGUAAACCAGUUUCAGCCUCCUAGUUAUGCUUAUGCUAGUGGCUACAAUUUUAACAAACGCUAAAUUAAAUGACAAGAAUGAGUGAGUUUCUUCCAGUUUUAACAAAUUUUUAUUCUUUCUAUUACUUUCUAAAGGAUACUUUCAUAUAAUCAUCUCACUUUUAUGCAGGAUUAACUGGAAAAAUAUUACAUAAAACUAUCACAAUUAGAUUUAGAUUUUGCAGCAUCUUGUAUGUCUUAUGUCAAUGACAAGAGAAAAAUAGGAUACAACCAAUAUUGUAGGAAAACUUUCCCUUCAAGUCCUCUUACAUUUUUAUUCUUCUUUAUCAUUUCCCUUGUGGGUAUUUUUUUUUUUUGCUUUAAUAAAUUCACCUUCAAGCUCAUGUAAUGACUGUCAUAAAACUGCAUAUUUAAAUUAUUUGACUUAUAUGAAACACUGUUCAGCUCUCUGGGCAGCUGUUGAUGAAAUACUUGAGAGUAAUAGCACUACUCUUUAAUCUACCUGGAUUACUUUCCCACAUAAAAUUUACCUUUGUAAGCUAAUUCUAUUAAUCAGGUUUCUAACCUCCAUAAUAUAAUUCAGUUAAAAUCAUCUAACCCAAUAGUAAUAAUUUAAAAAAUCACCCAAAACACUGCAGUCAUCAAAGACGGAAAAUGUGUGAUUUGUGUAAAGAAUUUUCACUAAUUUUAUAUUGUACUAUAGAUAAAUGUGAUUUUGAUAAGAAUUCCACACGAUAACAACUGUGGCACAUAGAUUUUAUUAAGAAUAUAGAAUAAAAAUAUUUUAAUUCUAAAUUAUAAGAAAAUAUAUUUGCACAUUAAUAUAGAAAUUCAUUUUGUGUAUAUUUAACAUAACUUUAAAACUAUUUUACAUUAUAAAAUUCAUUUGUGUAUAUUUAACAAAACUUUAAAACUAGCUACUUCAUUAAAGUUUUUUAAACCUCUGCAAAAAAGUUAGAAAUGUUUUAAAAUUAUCAGUAAUAUAACCUAUGUGUUUCAUUUCACAAGUCCUGCCUUUAUAAAAAAAAUUUAAUAUAGAGUGUAUUUUUAAAUUAAAAUAUUUGAGUAUAAAAUAGUUCUAAGAAAGAAAUUCUCAUUAAACAAGUUUCUUAUUUCUGGCUUUGAAUUAUAUAUAAAUUAAAGUUGCCUUAAGUGACACAGAAGAUUGGGAUAUAUGAUAAUUUCAUGAAAUAUACUAUGAAUCUGUUCAUAUAAUUCUGACUGACUACUAACUUUGGUUUAUGUAUUUAUUAAAGAGCUGACACUGUAGUUUGUUGUGAGAUGUUUAUUUUUCUAACAGAGCUUAUAAUAGUUAUGACAAGGCAUUUAAUUAAUGCAUCAUUCUGUUUAAUAGUAGGAGUUAACCGAUAUGAAAUUUUGUUUUAAAAUAAAAAUGUAAAGAUCAAGAAUGCAAA
Molecule: messenger RNA, 9155 nt
Organism: Sus scrofa (pig)
Lineage: Eukaryota; Metazoa; Chordata; Mammalia; Artiodactyla; Suidae
Source: RefSeq, a predicted model, not a curated record